AUGAGUAAUUUGGACGAUCUAUUAGGGAAGAAAAAGCCUGCGGUGUCUGUGUUGGAUUUGAGUAGAAAUGUUGUGCAGUCUUCUGAGGAGUUCAAACGUUUAAUGGAAAAGGUCCCCGAAUACAAAAUGAGACCUAUAAAGGUUCGUGCCGAAGAUAUAAAAAUAAAAGAAAAGGAUUACUCUUUCAAAUGGAAUAAAAAGGAAAUGAAGAAGCUUUUAAAAAACAACGGUGAACGUGAACCAUUGUAUACGUAUGCCGAUCCAGUACCCAGCGAAAUGAAGGACGUAAAUAUUUCUGAGCUGUGCGUUGUGCCCAUCGACUGGAAAAUGCUUACCACUUUGAGACCGAAAUCCAAAACGGAGGAAGAGUUCUUUUCGCGUAUGGUCGAAAUGGGAAAACUCCAACUUAAGACAGAACAAAGAGACCGCAGAGAAUUUAUGCUGAACAAUUACGUAAAAAAACUAAAAAAUAAAUCCGGUAUUGUGGAAACGCGACUUCAAACGUGCACAGAAUGUGGCGAAGAAAUGUGCUCAGGCAAAGCCUGUACCGAAUUCAACUAUGACAUGUUUGCACGAGUUGAACCAAAAUGUCCUAAGACGAAACCAAUACCAAAUACUGCAAAUAAAAGUAAAAUUAAUGGACGCAAGAAAAUCGCUUCGAACGUAUCAAAGACAAAAUCAAAAAAGCCUAAAUAG
Musca vetustissima is the source of this 696-nucleotide messenger RNA. RefSeq lists its product as uncharacterized. The transcript has 2 exons. NCBI's taxonomy places the organism in Eukaryota, Metazoa, Arthropoda, Insecta, Diptera, Muscidae. The record is from RefSeq and is a predicted model, not a curated record. The coding region runs from base 1 to 696 and encodes 231 amino acids.